AUGUCUUCCUCUACCAAAAAGCAUGACGUAUUUCUUAGCUUUAGAGGAGAGGACAUACGCACCACCUUCGUUAGCCAUCUUCACAAUGCUCUGAAUAAAGCCAAACCAAUCAGAACAUUCAUAGAUUAUGAUAUUCCUAGAGGAAAAGAUGUUUGGCCAGCACUUAUCCGGGCAAUGAAGGACUCGCAUAUAUCGGUUGUUAUUUUCUCAGAAAAUUAUGCAACCUCUAAAUGGUGCUUGGAAGAACUCUACAAAAUACUCGAAUGCAGAAAAGAUCAUGGUCAAGUUGUCAUACCUGUUUUCUAUAAAACAAAUCCAUCACACGUAAGGCAUCAGAAGGGUAGUUACGAGAAAGCAUUCGCCAAACAUGAGCGAGAUUCUGGGGACAAAGGCAGCAAAUUAACAAGAUCAACAUCAAGAUCAGCAUCACUUUCAUCCCUAACAAGAGACAGCAAAUCCAACAAACAAAAAGUACUUAGGUGGAGAAAAGCUCUCACUGAAGCAGCCAAUAUAUCUGGAUGGGACUCUCGAAACCACAAGGAUGAGACUCAACUCAUCGAGAUCAUUGUGAAUGAUGUACUUCAAAAGCUGGACCUGAGGGAACCUAUAGAACAAAAAGGCAUUGUAAUUGAAAAAAACUGUAUAGAUGUCGAAUCAUAUAUGAAAGAAAAACAAAAAAUUGGAAUUUGGGGCAUGGGCGGAGUAGGUAAGACGACCAUUGCUAAAGUCUUGUUUGCCAAACUCUUCCCUCAAUAUGACAAUACCUGCUUUGUGGUGGCCAAUGCAAAAGAACAUUCCCUUGGUAAGCUUCACUUUGAGCUAUUCAAGGAAGAAAUUUCGACACCUAAUGUUGUAGGAUACUCAUUUGAUUUAAGGAGGCUCAGUGGUAAAAAAGUUUUCAUUGUACUUGAUGACGUGGAUAAUUCAAUUCUAAUUGAAUAUUUGUGUAGAGAGUACCAUUACUUAAGUCCCGAUAGUAGACUCAUUAUAACCACAAGAGACAGGAGAUUUCUUGAAAACAGAGUUGAUCUUAUAUAUGAGGUCAAGAAAUGGGAAGAUACAGAAUCUCUCGAGUUUUUUUGCUCAAAAGCCUUCGAACAAAGCAAACCCCAAAUUGGUUUCGAGUUUCUCUCAGAAAGGGCAGUUGCUUAUGCAGAGGGAGUUCCAUUAGCUCUUGAUGUUUUGGGUUCAAAUCUUCGUUCCAAAAGUACUAAGUUUUGGGAGAGUACUCUCAGAAAACUCAACAAUUAUCCUGAUGAGAAAAUUCAAGGCUUGUUAAGAGUCAGCUAUGAUGAUGGAUUAGAUCCUCUACAGAAGAAGAUUUUUCGAGACAUAGCAUUUUUUUUCCAAGGAGAAGAGAAAGAUCACGUCCAAUCAGUUCUAGAUGCAUGUGGUUUCGAAGCAAGUAGCGGAAUAGAAGUCCUUGAAGACAAAGCUUUGAUAACUAUUUCAAAUGGCAAUGGAAUACAAAUGCAUAACUUGCUACAAAUAAUGGGUUUGGCAAUAGUACGUAGAGAAGAUGAAAAUAAUCCUGGAAGACGUAGCCGAUUGAGGGACAAUGAAGCUCGUGAAGUAAUUGAGAAAAACAAGGGGACUGAUGCAAUUCAAGGCAUAACAUUAGAUUUGUCUCAAAUUAAAGAUUUUCGUUUGCCUACUGACACAUUCACAAAGAUGGAAUCCUUAAGAUUUCUUAAAUUAUAUACUCCUUCAGGUCAGAGUUGUUCUAGUGAUACAUACAUCGACCUUCCUGCAGUUCUUGAGCCAUUUUCUGACAAACUGAGGUAUGUUGAGUGGACGGGGUACCCAUUUGAGUCUCUUCCAUCACCUUUUUGUGCUAAGUUGCUUGUUGAGAUUCGCAUGCCACACAGUAAUGUUAAACAACUUUGGCAGGGGACGCAGGAACUUGAUAAUUUGGAGGGAAUCGACCUAAGUGAAUGCAAAAAGUUUGAAAACCUUCCAGAUUUGUCUAAGGCUUCAAGACUAAAAUGGGUGAAUCUCUCCGGUUGUGAGAGUUUGUAUGAUCUUCAUGAUUCUGUUUUAUCGGCCGAUACAUUUGUUACUUUGUUACUGGAUAAGUGUACAAGGCUUAAGAGUGUUAAAGGAAAGAAGCAUUUAAAAUCUCUAAAGACGAUCAGUGUCAUUGGCUGCUCAAGCCUGGAGGAAUUUGCAGUGUCUUCAGAAUUACUAGAAAACUUGGAUUUAAGCAAUACAGGAAUCCAAAGAUUGGACACAUCAAUUGGGCUUCUAAAGAAUCUUAAAUGGCUUUAUCUAGAUGGUUUAAGACUGGGGCAUCUUCCAAAGGAGUUAUCUUGCCUGAAAUGUCUUAGGGAGUUGAAGCUUUCUGACAGUGGACUUGUUAUUGACAAACAGCAGCUACAUGAUUUGUUUGAUGGCUUACAGUUUCUACAAAUACUACAUUUGAAGGAGUGUAGUUGCUUGUUUGAACUCCCUGACAACAUCAGUAUCUUAUCAAAAACAUUACAGGAAUUAAGGCUAGAUGGAAGCAAUGUGACAAAGUUGCCUGAAAGCAUCAAGGAUCUUCAAGAGCUUGAAAUUCUGUCCUUGGAAAAUUGCAGGGAGCUUCCGUGCCUACCAGAGCUUCCACCCCACAUCAAACAGCUAUAUGUCGUUGACUGCAAGUCAUUGGUGUCCGUGUCAAAUUUGAAGACUUUGGCAAAAAAGAUGUUAGGAAAGGCUAAACACAUUUCAUUCAAGAACAGCUUGAAAUUGGAUGGACAUUCACUCAAAUGUAUUGAGGAAAGCCUCCAUUUAACAAUGAUGUGUGCAGCAUUUCAAAAUGUGAUAGUGAGAAAUUCCCAUGAGGUCGUCCUCAGCUUCAAUUAUAACAGUGUUGAGGUUUGUUUACCAGGAAGCGGAGUCCCAAUUCAGGUCAAUUACACAACAGAAGAGUCCUCAAUUACCAUUAAUAUUCCUAACCGUUCCAACUUGUUGGGCUUCAUUUACUAUGUGGUUCUUUCUCCUUUCUGUGGAAUGAAGAAACAUGGCACUAAAUUAAAAUGUGAAUGCCCCUUGGCAGAAGGUACAAAGGUUACAUGGCUAAAGAUUGAUAUCACAGAAUUGGACUCUGAUCAUGUUUGUGUAUGGUAUGAUCCAUUCCAUUGUGACAGCAUUCUUAAUUCUAAUGAACAAAAGGUUCGUUUUGACUUCUGUGUUGCAAAUGAUAAGGGGGAAGUUGAUGGUUCCAUCCGUGUUAAAGAGUGUCGGGUACACCUCAUAAGUGUGUCAGAAUUACCCAGUGUUUUACCGGAACUGGACUUGGAUUCUUAUAAGAAAAUGGACUUGCAGAAGGGAUUGGAGUUGGAAUCAGGAUAUAGCAUAACCUUCACAUCAAUUGAAAGACCUGAUGUCACAGAAACAAAGUCAGCGCCGGUUGAAGAAGAUAGUGGGAGGAAAGACCAUUUUUUUGAUGUGGAAAGGAGCUUCGGAUCCACUCACAAGGAAACCAAGACCAGUGCAGGAAGAGGUCUCAUGGAGAAUACCAUAGAAUCUACCAAAUUUGUCAAAAGCAAAGGUACUGAAGUAACGCACACUGAAUCUGCUGCUGGAUUGCAUCUACAUGUGGUGUUCGAUGACCAAGAAAGUGCUUCUUAUUUUUUGGAAGAAAAUGCUUCUAAGGAUAAGUCAAGCGAAAACAACUCUUAUUGGAAAGAUAAUAUUGAAGAGGCCAAGCAUCCAAAAGUAGAAAAUGAUCAAAAUCUACAAGGAGGACAAAACAUUGUUCAUUUGAUUGUUAAGGAAAAAGAGAAUGAACCAACAACGGAUGUUGACAAACCUGAAAGUCAAGAUAGCUCAGAUGAGGACCCCUUUGCUGAACUUGAUACCAUCCUCUUGGAAAUGAGUGGAAAGUUCUCAGCAAAAGCAAUCACUUCUUCUACAACCGAUGUUGUUGCUAUAAGAGAAGCUUUGCAUAAUCUUGAAUGCCUAAUGCAAGACUCGCUCGAGUCCAUUCUCGGGGACAUGGAACUACAACAACAAUUACGUGUAUCUUUGCAAUGCAUAGAACAAGGAUCCGAUAUUGAAAAAGUUUCUCCACAUGUUGCGAAACUUGUUGGAAGCAUGACAUCCUCUAUUGAGGAUCUGUUCAAUGACUUUACCUCGACUCAACAAGUAGUCGAAGAUCACAAUGUCCGUUUGAAAAAAAGAAAAAAGCUUGAGCAGAUAGGGACAGAUGGUAAGAAACGGAGGGAUAUAGUGAAAGAAGAAAUGAGUAAAUGUAAGUUUGAAACCCAAGGUCUCGACAAAGAGGCUAAAAAGCUGGAUGAAGAGAUUCGAAUUCUUGUUGAACAGAGGGAAACUGUUGAGUUGAAAAGAACCAAGUUGAAGGAGACCCUGGAAAUAUUUGAUUGUGAAAAGAAGAAGCUGAAUGAUGAAGCAAAGAAUUGGGUCACUGAAAGCAAAGAGCUGAAGUUGGCCAUUGAGAAAUCUGAAUCCUCAUACGCUGAUGCCCUGUCUGAGCGGAAGAAACUGAAUGAUAGAUGGGAAGGUUUCAAAACAGCUUUUGCAGAGCUGUGAAAAAACACUGGUAGCUCCCUAGACUUUGUUAGAAAUAUUCAACUGUGAGAAGUGGUAAAAGUCCCACAUAGGUUAUAAAUGAACAAAGUGAGGAUCAUGUAAGAGCAAAAAGACACAAA
Messenger RNA from Gastrolobium bilobum, 4652 nucleotides. RefSeq names its product disease resistance protein RUN1-like. Gene Ontology annotation, molecular function: ADP binding. The transcript has 6 exons. Gene Ontology annotation, biological process: signal transduction; defense response. Lineage: Eukaryota; Viridiplantae; Streptophyta; Magnoliopsida; Fabales; Fabaceae. The record is from RefSeq and is a predicted model, not a curated record. Bases 1 to 4533 code for a protein of 1510 amino acids.